UAGUGACGUCACGAUACAACAAAAUGGCGCUAUAUUUGUCAGCUCCGUUUGGAGGAUGAAAAUAUUUUUCUCGAAUGUAAGACAUAAACAGAUGGAUACUUCAAUUGGACGGAAUGGCGGAACCUAAGAGAUUGUCUUUCACGACUGUUACACAAUCGAAGGAGGCAAAACCAAAGAAAAAGGACCCCAAAACUGUGCGCCUAGAAUUGACCCUAAAGCCAUCAACUGAUACAACAUGUCCAGAGUUUUUCUACACCGAUCUCGUGAAGAACGAGUUGGUUGAUAGUAAAACACCAAAUGGAGGAAUCCCAAAUCCCGAUGAUCCUUUUGGGGAUGACGAAGACCACGAAAAAAUUGCUGCGUUGGCAAAGAGUUUUGAAGAAAAAUAUGCCCCAAAGCCUGGCAAAAAGGGUAAAAAACGAGCUGGGCGCAUCACUGACCUAGUAGACCUGGGAGAUGGAUAUGAUCAGGAGGAUCCAUUUAUUGACAACUCCGAGGCGUAUGAUGAAGUUGUGCCAUUGUGUCUGACUACCACAUUAGGUGGAUUUUACAUCAACUCAGGGAAACUCGGAUUUAAGGAGGUGUCUGAUGACUCAGGGGAUGAAUUUAUAUUUCUUAAAAAGAAAAAGAAGAAGAGGAUGAUAGCAUCUGAUUCCGAAUCAGAAAACGAGGAACAUAGAAAGAAAAAGAAGAGGAAGAUAAAGGAUGGAAAUUUAUUAAAUGAGAAGAAGAAAAAGUUACUAAAUGGAGAGUCAGAGAAGACAUUUAAGAAACCAAAGAUCCCCACAGAGAAAGAAAAACAACCCAAAAAGAAGAAGGCGACAGUGGCAGAACUUCUAAAACAGCAGGGGGAUAUGUCAGUUAGCCAGACCAAUGGAACAAGUCUUGACCUGGAUCUCAUUAGUCCCUCUUCUAACGAUGAUUCCUCCCAGGAUGCCCAGUCUUACGAUGAAAGGAUUGGUGCUGUCAUCGACUCUGUCAUUGCCAUGGCUGCUUCUGACAAGAAUAUAGAAUCCAUGAUAGAUAAUCCCUUCAAAGAUGAUUCUAACAGCAAGGAUGAGAAAGUCAUUGAUGAAGCCACAGCACCUAAGCUUCCCCUUGACAUGCCUAAAGAAUUGGAGGAAACCAUCCAAAAACUGAAGCAGGCUGCUAAAACUUCUCAAGAGGGAAAAUGCAAAUUUUUUACCAAGGAAGUUAACAGUAUGCUCCUAGAUGUGGAGACAGGCUCCCGACGUUGGGGUAGCUGUGGUCAGAGGUCCAGUAUCUUCAGCCAUCUGGCUGCUUUCCUGCCCUGUUCCAAAGAUACCCUGUUAAAACGAGCCAAGAAACUGCAGCAGUCUGAACAGGAUGAUCAGCUUAAGGAACCAGUGCAAAAACUCAGAGAAGCCAUAAAUGGAAUGAUGCCUGCACUACAGGCAAGACAUGAGCAAGACUACCAAGCCUUUUUACAAAAACAAAAAGAGGAGAAGGAGACAAAAGAGGAGCAGGCUCCUAAAGAGGGCGUGAAUGACACCGAGGACAGCGAUGAGGAAAAGACAACUGAGGGUAGCAAGAGAGGAGCACCUAAAGGACCCAGGAGAAAGUUCAUCUGGACAGAAAGUAUCAGGUCUUUACUGUGUGAUAUAGUUCGUAUCAAGAUGAAGAGCUUUGACCUGAUGAAAACCAAGACACAGUCAGCGGAGGAAUACCUGAAGCAGUUCCUAGACAAGGAUAUCAAACCACUCUGGCCUAAAGGAUGGAUGCAAACUAGGAAUCUUAUUAAAGAGAGCAGAUCAGUUCAUUUGCAGUGGACAAAUGUACAAAAAGUGAAGAAGCAAGCAAACUUAAUCGUUAACAAAACCUCUUCCAUGCAUUCCACACCAAACUCACAGUCAUCAUCUACUGCCUCAAAGUUUGCACCAGGAUCCUCCCCUCUCCGUCCCCCAGCAGAAGAAAAUUCUAACAAAGAGAAGACAGAGAUCCCCAGUCAACCAGUAAAGCCUGACCCCCUGGCUGUUCAUAAUUAUGCUGGAAAACAACCUACUAAGCUAAAUGUUUCUCCACAGUCUGCGACUAAACUUAAUGUUUCUCCGCAGCCUGGAACUGCAUCAAAACUUGGAGAAGUGCACAUGUCGUCUGAUGCUUUGUCCCUGUUGGCUUCAUCAGCAGCCAAUCAGAAAUACCUAGACAAAUCAUGGGGUCAUGAGGUUAAUGACAUACUUAGAGCAUCACUCACUCCUCAAGUACCUGACAGCAAGAAAAAAUCUGAUCCAUCUAGUGCUAGCAGCAAAUCAUACAUGGAACAAUUCCAGACUUUUGCUUCAUCAUUGAUACAGAGACAAUUGUCAGAGGAAGCAUUAAAAUCUCAGGAAGUUAGUCCCAAGAAGAAAGAUUUAACAUUAGAGACUAAAUCUUACACUCAACAGCAGUUACUGAACAGGCUUCAGUCAGUGGCUGCCCAUCAGGCAAAACCUGUGACCCCAUCUUUCUCUCAUCAAGGGGUUGUAAAACCAGAGGUUAAAACAAUGGCACCUCCAGCACAUCAAAGCAAACCUCAGUCAAGCUUACCAGGUCAGACUACCAGUACAAAGCGACAAACUAUAAGUGAUGAUGUAUAUAGAAAGUUUCUGAUGGAAAGUGGAGUAAAUCUACCUCCUGCACAUGCUAACAAAUCAAACACUUCUAGCAAUAUCAUGCAUAAUGCUAGUGGAAUGGUUAAAGUGUCAACCUCAGAACCAAAAAGUGAUAAAACAAAAACAAUAGUGAUGUAUCCCUCGGCUUCAGCAGGCAGUCGGCCAGCCCAGUCUCUGUUCAAUACCACAGGCACAGCACGAGUUGUCCAGCCUGCAGCAGGUACUCCCUCAGGUCAGGGAGCUGCUCAAAACAAAUUGUCUUCAGUGUCAAAAACAUCCCCUAUGCAAGUUCAAAAACCAACAGGACAGAGUUCAUUGUCCCCAAGUAAUCCAGUUCCUAAAAUGGACAGUAAAACUGCUGAGCUCAUCCAACAAAUGAUUAAUUCUCAAGUCUCUAAAUCACCUUCUUCACAUUCCCAAGUGAAACAGAUCUCACCCACCAGUUACCAAGGGAAACCUGUUUCUCCGUCUUCUGUGUACAACAAAUCCUCACCCCAGCAGAGGGUGUCCCCACAGAACUGGAAUGUGCCCCCCAUUACUGUCCAGCAUAAGUCCAGUGUUGGAGGUAUGAUAAGUCCCUCACUCUCGAACCCUACUCCUGGAUACCAGACUCUGAAACUCUCCAACUUUUCCAGGGAUUCAGCAGCUUCCUCCAGUUUACCUCCUCCUUCAGUUGUCUCCCCUGGUGGUAUGUAUCCUCCAACCAGUCCUCUAUUACCUGGCAUGCCGAAUCCCCUACUUCAGACAAGACAACCUCAUCCAGGGCUGUACCCCCCAUACACUAGCAGUUCUCUUCUGCACCAUCCCUUCAACAACAGCCAAUACUCAGACAAAUCUAAAUCACCACAUGGAUAUUAAUAAGUAUUUGAGAACAUAUGGAGAUAGCCAUGACAUACCAGUACCACAUUACAGUCUUGUCAGAUAUCAAUAACAUACCAGUACCACAAUAGCAGGAUUCCUACAGUUUUGUCAGACAUCAAUUACAUACCGGUACCACAAUAGCAGAAUUCCUACAGUUUUGUCAGACAUCAAUAACAUACCAGUACCACAUUAGCAGGAUUCCUACAGUUUUGUCAGACAUCAAUAACAUACCGGUACCACAAUAGCAGGAUUCCUACAGUUUUGUCAGACAUCAAUAACAUACCGGUACCACAUUAGCAGGAUUCCUACAGCUUUGUCAGUGGGACUCUGUAGAAUAAAUAUGCUACAUGAUAAUCUGAUAUUGUCAAACUGGAAAAAACCUAAAUCCUUAUGAAAUAAUUAAUGAAUUAUAAACAUGUAGUCGUCUGUUUGAAGUGAUGACUAAGUAUUGUAAUUUGGGGCUAGCCAAAUAGAGUAACUGUUAACACAUGCAUGUACCUGUAUUAUUUUAGAGAACAUGAUAUUUACAAUACUAAACUGAUCUCGGAUUAUGUUCCUUGUAAUAAAAAAAAGUAUUGAACUUUUCCAGGUAUGAGCUGAGAAGUGUACUGUUCCAAGAGAUUAUUUUCAAAAUGAAAUAUCCAAUUAAUUUGUUUGAUGAAAAAUAUCUUAAAAAAAUAUACAUGUACUGGUGUACUACAGGUCAAUUUUGUGGGUUAUUUACAUGCAGUAAUUGUCAGUUAAUCACAAUAUCUGAAAAACAAAGAUAUAAUUAGAUAAAUAAAGGAUGUCAAUGAUUUUUUUUUCUGAAAUUGUUUACAUACUCAUUAUAUUAAAGAUAAAUAAGUAUAUGAAAACACAUGUAUAUGAAACUUUGAUUUUGUUGUAGAAGAUACCAAUUUUAAAAU
Molecule: messenger RNA, 4381 nt
Organism: Saccostrea echinata
Lineage: Eukaryota; Metazoa; Mollusca; Bivalvia; Ostreida; Ostreidae
Product: ubinuclein-1-like
Exons: 17
Coding region: 114-3470 (1118 amino acids)
Cellular component (GO): nucleus
Source: RefSeq, a predicted model, not a curated record